Molecule: messenger RNA, 1484 nt
Organism: Clunio marinus
Lineage: Eukaryota; Metazoa; Arthropoda; Insecta; Diptera; Chironomidae
Source: the annotation of a GenBank genome assembly
UCGUCACAGCGAGUAGUGACUUCACUUCUUCGAAUUCAACUCUGUGAGCAUACGCAUAUUUUUGCAGCUCACUUUUCGGCGACAGUCGGCGUUUUCGAGGAUAUUUUUGUUAGUUCAACUUCAGUCGUCUUCGGAGCAACAUCGAAUUAAACUUUCAAUCUUACAUAUUUAUUGUGAUCAUCCGUUAAAAAGUGAAUAUGAAAUCAUUUGUCGUGCUUGUGGUAUUUGUUGCUGCUUGUGUUACAUCAAGCUCAGCUAUACGUUGCUAUAACUGCGUCUUCCCUGGAGAUCCCAAAUGUGGAGAUGACUUGAAAGAUAUUCAAGCAACUGAAUGUACUGAAUUAUCAGUUGAAAAAACCAUCGGCGUUAAGAGUGUGUGCAUGAAGGCUGUUGUUAAUAUUGGGGGAACAAAAUCAAUAACUCGUUCAUGUUCAAAACAAGGAGGACAAUAUAACGCUUGUUCAGCAUUUAAGGACAAUGUUGAACACUGUUCAGUUUGCGAAGAAGACCUUUGCAAUGGAUCGUCUCAUUUGUUGAUGAACAUCUGGUCAACAUUCAUUCCAGUUGCUAUCGCACUCUUCAUAAAGUUUUUCUAAGUCACCAAUACUUGAUUUUCUUUUAAAUAUUAUCAUUACAUCAUUAAGUCGCUAAUUUGCACGCGAGGCGAAUUCUCAAUUUAGAAAUACUUUUUCAAGGUCUCUAAACAUUUCAAAUAAGUCAUAAUACGCAUAACAUGAAGAUUUUUUUUAAUUCUCUUAAUUAAUAAUGUUAAUUAAACGUAAUAUUUAUUAUUGGAAGGAAAAGUUAGAUUUUAUCAACAUCAAGAAUAUUCUUUUAAGGGCGUUUUCUUUAGGGUUCGAUGAAGUAAAUAAGAAAAAAAAAUCGCACGCAGGGACUCACUGGCGCCUAGACAGCUUUAUGCUUUUUCUUUAUUACAAACACUGCUUUAACCAUAAAACUUAUAGAGAAUCUCUCUUUUAAGAGUGAAAAGGAUAUUUUUAGGAUAUUUGCCCAUUUAUUGCGACGCAGAUUUUUUUUCCGUCAUGGAGACAUGAAAAAGGAAAAUAAUAAAAACCACAACAAAUACAAAAAGAAAAAGAACUUUUAUUUCUAAAUAAUAUUGAAUUGGUUAGUAAGUGGUGAAGUGAACUAACAACGGCAGACUCUAGCAGAAAAAACAAUUUGAUUAAUUAGAUCCAAUUUAUUCGCUAGCAGUAUAUAAUAUUUGUGUGGAAUGUUUUACUUUAUAACAAAAUCUAAACAUCAUUUGAAAUGAGUGGUUUCACUGUUGUGUGUAGUUGCUUCACAGAAUUCUAAGUAACGAAUUAAAAUCUUUAACAUUUUUUGUUUGAAAUUUGCAAAGAAUUUUUCAAGGUCAGCAAGGUGAAUUGAAUAUAUAAACAAAACAAUAAAUAUGAUGUUGUUGCUAGUUUUAUUCAAUAAAGCAGAAAUAGUAUUAUGAUUUAAUAUCAUAAAACCUCAAA